ACCGCUGGACGCAAGACGGACGACAUUACAAAACUUAAUAAAAUUUUAUAAGUGCAUUAAAAUGGUGGACUCGAAAAUAUUUGCUCUUGUACUUGCUUGUACAUUUGCUGUUGGUUAUGGGGUUGAUUCAACAAACUAUGACCUCAGCAGGAAUAGGCCCAGCAUCGGUAGCGGCGGUGCUGGCUACGGGAACUACUACCCUGGGCAGUAUCCGGGCAAUUAUCCGAGCAACUACCCGCAAGGUCCAGGGGUAUAUCCGAGCGGUCCGGGAUACCCGGGUCAGUACGGCCCGGCGGGACCGCCCGGGGCUCAUCCCGGUUGCCCCCUAUGUGAUUCGUCAGUGUAUAGUUACUGUUCGCGUAAACAAGCCCAUGAUUCCUGCUGCUGCGAUAAUCCUUCUUUUCCCGGCUAUGGAUGUCGCAAAACGGACUGCAAGUUCCUGUACGCCAACUCUUGUGAAGAAUAUCAGUUGAUCUCCAACUGCUGCUGUGUGGAUCUUCAGAAGAAUUCCGUGGACACGCCUGUCGUGGCUCCAUUAAUCUAAGCAUAAUUGAGCACUUUAACUUUACCAUUUGUUCCAUCUGUUUUGAUUGGA
Messenger RNA from Bombyx mandarina (wild silkworm), 595 nucleotides. RefSeq lists its product as uncharacterized. Lineage: Eukaryota; Metazoa; Arthropoda; Insecta; Lepidoptera; Bombycidae. The record is from RefSeq and is a predicted model, not a curated record.